GGACGUUCUCUGCUUAGCCUAUUGGCUGAGCCCAGGAGUCGCUGUCUGCCAAUCGGGUGGAGGAAGGCAGACAAAUCUACCCCGCCACCAGCAAAAAAACGGCGCGUAACCCUUGCGGCGCCGGCCCAGCCGCGCCAGAGCUGGCGUGGGGAAAGGGAGAUAGGUGUCUCCAGCUGCUGUGGCUGUUUGGGGCGGGUCAGCUUCUGGGGCUUCUCAGGACCAGAUAGAGAACUAGCGGGCAGCAGCAAUGCUUGGCAAGGUGAGAGGCUGGGUAGACAUCUGCCGGGGGGCUACUCUUUUGUUCCUUUUUUGCCACCUGGGUUACGUUGGUGGGCAGAUCCGAUACCCGGUCCCAGAGGAGUCACAGGAAGGGACUUUUGUGGGGAAUGUCGCCCAAGAUUUCCUGCUGGAUACCGAGAGCUUGGCAGCUCGCAGGCUGCAGGUCGCUGGAGAGGUGAACCAAAGACACUUCCGCGUGGAUUUGGACAGCGGUGCCCUGCUCAUCAGGAAUCCAAUCGAUCGAGAGGCGCUGUGUGGGCUCAGUGCCAGCUGUAUUGUGCCCCUGGAGUUUGUAACAGAAGGGCCUUUGGAAAUGUACCGAGCAGAGGUAGAAAUUGUGGAUGUGAAUGAUCACGCCCCCCGAUUCCCUCGGCAGCAGCUGGACUUGGAAAUUGGGGAGGCAGCUCCUCCAGGACAGCGUUUCCCCUUGGAAAAGGCUCAGGAUGCAGAUGUGGGGAGCAACUCCAUCAGCAGCUAUAGACUAAGCUCCAAUGAACACUUUGCCCUGGAUGUCAAGAAGCGCAGCGACGGCAGCCUGGUCCCAGAGCUGCUCCUGGAGAAACCUUUGGAUCGGGAAAAGCAGUCAGACUACCGCCUAGUGCUGACUGCUGUGGAUGGCGGGAACCCCCCGAGAUCUGGCACGGCAGAGCUGCGGGUGUCAGUGCUGGACGUGAAUGACAACGCCCCAGCCUUCCAGCAAUCCAGCUAUAGGAUUAGCGUCUUGGAGAGCGCGCCAGCCGGCAUGCUGCUCAUCCAGCUCAAUGCCUCUGACCCAGACCUGGGUCCCAGUGGUAACGUCACCUUUUCUUUCAGUGGUCACACCCCUGAUCGUGUGAGAAGCCUCUUCAGCCUGCACCCCACUAAUGGAAAGCUUACCCUUCAAGGACCCCUAGACUUUGAGAGCGAGAAUUACUACGAAUUUGACGUGCGGGCUCGAGAUGGGGGCUCUCCAGCCAUGGAGCAACAUUGCAGCCUUCGGGUGGAUCUCCUGGAUGUGAAUGACAAUGCCCCCCACAUCACAGUGACCUCAGAGCUGGGGACUCUCCCUGAGAGUGCGGAGCCUGGCACUGUGGUGGCACUCAUCAGUGUGCAGGACCCUGACUCAGGUUCAAAUGGGGACGUGAGCCUCCGUAUUCCCGACCAUUUGCCCUUCGCCCUCAAGUCCGCCUUCAGGAACCAGUUCUCCCUGGUGACUGCUGGGCCCUUGGACCGAGAGGCCAAAUCCAGCUAUGAUAUCAUGGUCACUGCUUCUGACGCCGGGAGCCCUCCUCUGAGUACCCACAGGACCAUUUUCCUUAACAUUUCGGAUGUGAAUGAUAAUCCACCCUCUUUCUUCCAGAGGUCACAUGAGGUGUUUGUUCCAGAGAACAAUCGCCCAGGGGACCUGCUCUGCUCCCUUGCAGCCUCUGAUCCCGACUCUGGCUUGAAUGCACUUAUCUCCUACUCUCUCCUCGAACCCAGAAAUCGAGAUGUGUCAGCAUCCUCCUUCAUUUCUCUGAACCCCCAGACAGGAGCUGUUCAUGCUACUCGAUCCUUUGACUAUGAGCAAACACAGACACUGCAGUUUGAGGUGCAAGCCCGGGAUCGGGGCAACCCGCCCCUUAGUAGCACUGUGACAGUUCGUCUGUUUGUGCUGGACCUCAAUGACAAUGCCCCAGCUGUACUCCGCCCUAGGGCUCGGCCUGGUUCCUUAUGUCCCCAAGCACUGCCUCCAUCAGUUGGUGCUGGCCACCUAGUCACAAAGGUGACCGCUGUGGACUUGGAUUCAGGUUACAAUGCUUGGGUUUCGUAUCAGCUCCUGGAGGCCCCAGAUCCUAGCCUGUUUGCAGUCUCCCGCUAUGCCGGGGAGGUGCGGACAGCUGUUCCCAUCCCAGCUGAUCUCCCACCGCAGAAGCUGGUCAUUGUGGUAAAGGACAGUGGUAGCCCACCACUCUCUACCUCCGUCACUCUCCUGGUGUCCUUGGAAGAAGACACUCAUCCAGUUGUCCCUGAUCUUCGAGAGUCUUCAGCUCCAAGGGAAGGAGAAUCCCGCUUGACCCUCUACUUGGCUGUAUCUCUAGUGGCAAUUUGCUUUGUUUCCUUUGGCUCAUUCGUGGCCCUCAUCUCAAAGUGCCUGCGUGGGGCUGCCUGUGGAAUGACCUGCUUUCCUGCUGGCACCUGUGCCUGUCUCACCCGGUCUCGAAGGAGGGAGGGGCUUCCUCCUUCCAAUGGGAUCCUCCGAAUCCAGCUAGGGUCAGAUGAUCCUAUCAAGUUUGUUGAUGUGGGCGGCCACUCUCAUGGCUGUACACCCUUGGCUUCUGCACCCACUCGGAGUGAUAGCUUCAUGAUGGUGAAGUCACCCAGUGCACCUAUGGCAGGGGAACCCGUUCGCCCAAGCUGCCCACCCUCUGAUCUUCUCUAUGGGCUAGAGGUGAGACCUUUGCAGGCUCAGCCAAUGCUUGAGGGUUAUUCUGGUGCAGGCAUGUGGCUGGGCCAUGUCCCAGAGAAUAUUGGUCCCUCUGUAAGAGCCUGUAGUGAUGUUGCCACUUCUGUGAGUGGUAACUGUGUGGUAGAUGAUGUGCUUUAGAAGCGUUUU
Messenger RNA from Dama dama (fallow deer), 2854 nucleotides. It is a transcript of the gene PCDHGC4, whose product is annotated as protocadherin gamma subfamily C, 4. Lineage: Eukaryota; Metazoa; Chordata; Mammalia; Artiodactyla; Cervidae. Gene Ontology annotation, molecular function: calcium ion binding. Gene Ontology annotation, cellular component: plasma membrane. The record is from RefSeq and is a predicted model, not a curated record. Gene Ontology annotation, biological process: homophilic cell-cell adhesion.